UGUAAUUUUUUUAUUUUAUUUUAAAUUCUUAUAUACUUUUAAAAAUAAUAUAUGUGCGACUGUGUCUAUAUAAGUAUACUUUUGAAAAUAUAUUUGAGUGUUUCAUCAACAAUACUUUUAUGGCUUGGAUAAGUAACUAAAAGAAGGUUCAAAAACGCUUUUGUUGUCGGUCCGCUUUCCUGGUUGGAAUGCCCGUCCUGCUGGAUGGCUUACAAGUUAAAAUAUGAAAGUGAAAUUAGUUGCCCGAAAAUGAACAUGAUUUCCUGGACGCUGAUACCGAAAAUCGAUUUCAUGGUGUGGUGCACGACGCACGUUGAGAACGUCGUUGGUAGUACGGAUUGAUGGAAACAUGGCGUGAAGUACAAAAUUCAGUACCAGGAGCACAUACUCGCUACUCGCACAUUGGGUUCCACAGGAAACUGGCACUUACGAAAUAUAGCGAUGCAUGGAUUUAUCUAUUAGGAAAACAAAUAGUCCAGAAAACUUCCAUGAAAUGCACAACAACCGAUUGUAUGAUGUUCUCGAUUCUCCCACAAUUUUCCAACAGCGAAGAUAUUUUAUGUAGUGAUAUCAAUAUAAUAAACGAAAUCCAAGUUGAAAAGAUGACAAAAAUGUGUUCGAUCUCAAGAAGUAAUAAUAAAAAUAGAUGCACGAUGUACAUAUAUUAAAGUAUUAAAACUUUAACUAAAAUUGUGUAAUAAAUGCAAAAAUGUAAAAUUCGGAAUAAUAUUUUUAUGUACUUACUAAUACGUAUCUUAGGUAUAUCGUGUAUAUAAGCCAUAUAGAUACGAUACAAGGAAAUUGUUUAUUUUAAAUUAUUUAUGAAUUUAUGAUGAGUUCAGCUAACUAUAUUACAAACGAAAUUUAACUAUUUUUCAUUCUUUCGUUUAAUUAUUUUUUUUAAAUAACUAUU
Myzus persicae (green peach aphid) is the source of this 913-nucleotide messenger RNA. RefSeq lists its product as uncharacterized. The transcript has 3 exons. Bases 342 to 668 code for a protein of 108 amino acids. Lineage: Eukaryota; Metazoa; Arthropoda; Insecta; Hemiptera; Aphididae. The record is from RefSeq and is a predicted model, not a curated record.